Messenger RNA from Mangifera indica (mango), 631 nucleotides. RefSeq lists its product as uncharacterized. The record is from RefSeq and is a predicted model, not a curated record. The coding region runs from base 209 to 490 and encodes 93 amino acids. The transcript has a single exon. Lineage: Eukaryota; Viridiplantae; Streptophyta; Magnoliopsida; Sapindales; Anacardiaceae.
AUGGUUUUACUUCCAAAACCGUGGCUCCUGAAAUAUUGCUGUUUGCCCGUUCCCAGUUAAACCUGCCUCUGGUUUUGAACUCACACCACUAUAUAAUCGUCGAACUCACCUACCCAACUCAACCAGAACACGAAACAAUCUUUCUUCUUCCACUCACAAAUAAAUCAAUCAAAUUAAGAAAAUCCCAGUUCAGAAAAUCAUCAAAAAAAUGAGUCCUUCAAGAAAGGCUUGGUUUGUGGCGGCGAGUAUCGGUACAGUGGAGGCACUGAAGGAUCAAGUCGGAAUUUGCAGGUGGAAUUAUGCUAUAAGGUCGCUUCAACAACGUGCUAAGAACAAUUUGAAGUCGUUUAGUCAGGCUAAAACAAUCUCUUCUUCUUCCAAGAAGAACGUUUAUGAAGAGAUGGGAUUUAGCAAGGUGAAGAAAUCAGAAGCUGCGAUGGAUAAAGUAAUGGAAUUGAACUGCUGGGGUCCGAGUACUGUUAGAUUUUAAUUUAUAAAUGGUAGUCAGGAAAUAUAUGCUAAAUAUUGUUACAGAUUUUUUUUUCUUUUUUAUGUUCGAAAAUUACUGGAAUAUGAACUUGCAAGAAAGUUCUUAAACUUUUGAAAGAAAUAAGAAAAUAUUUAUGAGUAA